Molecule: messenger RNA, 1054 nt
Organism: Spirodela intermedia
Lineage: Eukaryota; Viridiplantae; Streptophyta; Magnoliopsida; Alismatales; Araceae
Source: the annotation of a GenBank genome assembly
AUGAACGGAGGAGAAGGGGAGAAGGGGAAGGCUGGAGAGAAGGUGUGCCGGCGGUGCAAGAAGCUGUACGAUCCAUCGUCCAACGCGUCCUCCUCCUGCAGGUUCCACCCGUCCUUCUUCGUCUCCCGGAGGCACGACGACCAGAAGAGGUCUCCUCUUCCCCUCCGCCAUAAUCCUCGAUCGCUGGUUUUCUCCGAUAAUUACCGAAUCAUCGGUUCACAUGAUCAGAUUUGCCGGAAGAUCUGAUCAAAUUGGGGAAGAACAGGAGAACUAGACGAAUCAGCUUCCCCAUGUUUUUUUGUCCCCCUUUCUCUCGAUUUUCUCUGAGAGAUUCCUGUUCAUCUCGUGUUUUCCAUUUCCAGCGCAUCAUUCCCACGCGAUCGUUUCUAGAAUCAUGGUUCAUCUCUUAUUCGAUUCGUGCUGGGGAAUCAGGGAGCUCUGCAAUUAUUCGCAGAAGACCUCGCCCCGGCAUGGAACCCUAAUUCUCCGAUCCCACCUCCCUUCUCCAUGAUUCCUGCGAAUAAUUGGGGAAAGAGUUCCAGGUCCAUUAGAAAAUGUUCUUCACGAGCUCAGAAACUGAGAUAGACAUCGAUGAUAAUCCUUUCUCUCCGCUGGGCUUCUGAGAUCUUCAGGGCGGAAUCCAUAAAGCACUGGUUAGGAGUUGACCAAGCUCGCAAAGCCAUCGAGGGUAAAAGUGGCUGAGAGUUGACCAACCUCAGAAAACGUAUAUCUCCAAUGAGGGAAAUAAAUACGUCAUUCAUGAUCUGAUCAUCUUCACCUCAAGUCAUUGACUUUUUUGAGUCGGAUGAUCCAAUAACUAACUCCACAAGAUGGGGUCUUUCUAUGUUUCUUAUUUCCUGAGGUCAAAAUGGCGGUUCUUGAGGUUUUGAUGGGGGUUGACUACUUUCCGCAUCCGUGUUGAAGGUACUACGAGCUGGGGCCUGAUGAUCCUCCCUACGCCGCCAAGUUCUACGACUGCUGUGGGGCCGAGGACCCCGCCGCCUUGGGCUGCACUGUGAGCUUCCACGUCUCCUAUGACGACGGCGAUGAAUGA